AAAGCCCAAUGUUUGUCCAGCCGCGGCAAGGAAUCGCCGACUUUAGCUGCUACGCGGUCGAGUUCUCUCCCUUCCAUGAGCACUGGCUCGCAGUCGGGAGCGCGCAGUACUUUGGUAUCAUCGGCAACGGGCAGCAGCUCGUCAUGGAGCUGCAGGCCAGCGGCGACCUCACGCCGAUGCGCGCCUUUGAUACGCAAGACGGUGUCUACGACGUGGCGUGGAGUGAGACGCAUGCGACGCAGCUCGUGAGCGCCUGUGCGAACGGCCACCUCAAGUUGUGGGACGUCACGACGACCGACAACUUCCCGAUCCAGACGUUCGCCGAGCAUGCGAUGGAGGCGAGUAGCGUCAACUGGAACAUGGUUGACCGGACGCACUUUUGCUCGGGCAGCUGGGACACGACCGUCAAGGUCUGGACGCCGCAGCGACCCCACUCGAUUGCAACGCUGCAAGGCCACACCGGCCCCGUCUACAACGCCGUGUGGUCGGUCCACACCAACUCGAUGCUCGCGUCGUGCUCGGGCGACGGCGCGGUGCGGCUAUGGGAUCUCAACUCGGGCGCGUCGGUGUGUCGCAUCGCUGCGCACGCCCAAGAGGUCCUCGCCUUGGACUGGAGCAAGUACGACCCGAACCAGCUCGUGACGGGGUCUGUCGACGGCAGCCUCAAGAUUUGGGACAUUCGGAACCCCGAGAUGGAGGUGCGCGUUCUGCGCGGCCACCAGUACGCCGUCCGCAAGGUCAAGUUUUCGCCGCAUGCGCCGGACGUUGUCGCGUCGGCGUCCUACGACAUGUCGGUGCGGCUCUGGGACACCAAGGCGCUGCAUCCGCAGACGCAAGUGGCGACGCACCACAGCGAGUUUGUCAUGGGCAUCGACUUUAGCCUCUUCGUGCCAGGUUUGUUGGCGUCGUGCUCGUGGGACCGACGGAUUCUUCUGUGGAACACGCAUGGCGGCCCGCCGCGCUUCCGCUAAGAUGUCGCAUCAAUGUAUCGAGCCUUGCGUCCGCAGUCGUCGCCUCUCACUGAACACAGGACUCCGCAGGGCAGAGGCUGCAGUUGACGCUGCCUUGACCUCGAGCACGAGACGUCCCGCCAUUUCAAAGCAAACAGCAUGCCAGAUCGGGAGCCAUUUUUGGGGUGGAACUAAGCCUGAUUGGGGUCGCAACUGAAGUCGCGGCAGUCCAAGGAAGUGACAACAUGAUCUUCAUGUAGCUGUUAAUGGUAGUCUUAGAUAAAAUGGAUUAAACGGAAAACGUCCACGCA
Molecule: messenger RNA, 1261 nt
Organism: Saprolegnia diclina VS20
Lineage: Eukaryota; Oomycota; Saprolegniomycetes; Saprolegniales; Saprolegniaceae
Exons: 6
Coding region: 9-971 (320 amino acids)
Biological process (GO): protein import into peroxisome matrix
Cellular component (GO): peroxisomal matrix; cytosol
Molecular function (GO): protein binding
Source: RefSeq, a predicted model, not a curated record